Dipodomys ordii (Ord's kangaroo rat) is the source of this 2154-nucleotide messenger RNA. RefSeq names its product basic proline-rich protein-like. Bases 1 to 2154 code for a protein of 717 amino acids. The transcript is spliced from 31 exons. NCBI's taxonomy places the organism in Eukaryota, Metazoa, Chordata, Mammalia, Rodentia, Heteromyidae. The record is from RefSeq and is a predicted model, not a curated record.
AUGGGCACCUGGGCCUGCACAGCCUUUCUGCUGCUCUGCCUGACUCCUGACAGCCAGCAAGGCGGGCUGCCCCCAAUCUCUCCUGGCCUGGGACAAGGCUAUGGCUCCCCCAGCCGUCUUGGAGCAGGAUUCAGAAAUGGAAAUGGUCUGGGAGCCCAACUAGGCCUUCCGGCUCAGAAUGGCUAUGGAGGAGGUGUUGCGGCAGGAGUGAAGCCUCAGAAGACAGGCUUUGGGCACAGGCAUGGCGGCGGGCCGGAGGCGGCGGCCUUCCCCGGAGCUGCCCUGCAGCCAGGGUUUGGAGGGGGUCCGAAGCCCCAGAAACCAGGCCUAGGUGGGAGCGUGAAACCUCAGAAGCCAGCCCCUGCACCUCAGAACGGCCAUGGACCAGGCAACGGGCACGGGAUGCAAGCCCCGGCCUUCCCCGGAGGCAGAGCCCAGCCAGGACUCAGCAAUGGAAACGGCCUGGGGGUCCAGCCAGGCUUUGGAGGGGGCAGAAAACCCCAGAAGCCAGGGCUGGGGAAUGGGAACGGGAUGGGGGCCGGUGCCCUCCUCAGAGCUGGAACUCCACCAGGCCCUGCCUCUCAGAAUGGCUACGGACCAGGAUACGGAGGAGGCAUGAAGCCCCAGAAACCAGGAUUUGGGAGCAGGAAUGGGCUUGGAGCCCAGCCAGCUCCUACCACGCGGAAUGGCUACGGCCCAGGCUAUGGAGGGGACACGAAGCCCCAGAAACCAGAACCGAAAAACGCCCUUGUGCCUCUCAGCCUCUUGCUGUGCGCCACUUGCCCUGCAGUGCCCGUUGGUGGUGGGAGGCUGGGGGGCCCGGACGGGGUCCGAGAAGGCAUCGUGGGCUGCCAACCUACUCGCCAGCGCUUCUCUAAGGGCACAGGACCGGGCUGGGAGCCGGGGCCUUCGCUGAUGCGGGCGCUCAGCCAGGUGAGCGGGCGCAGCCUGGGACGGGGCACAAAACCUCCCAAACCAGGUUAUGCCAAUGGGAAUGGGCUGGCGGCCCAGCCAGGGCCUUGCCAUCGGGGGGUCAUCCCCCGGCUGCUCCCCAGGCCUCCCACUCCAGCUGUCCCUUCAGAAAAAGUGGGUGGCUGGGGCCUGAAAUCCCAGCCCCCUCCCGCAGUACAGAACGGCCAGUUCCCAGGUUACCAGCCUCCCAAUGGUUACCGACCAGGGGCAGAACCGGGCUUUGGUGGUGGCCUCAGGCUGCAGAAAGUCGGUUUUAAUUAUGGGACUGGAGCUCUGGGAGCUGGGCUUUUCCCUGAGACCCGCCCACCACCAGCAUUCCCUGGGCUCACUGGCUUUCGGAACGGUCUGCCACCACAGGCCUCUCCCUGGCCAGCCCUCCGGCCCUGGGAGACUGGCAUGAAGCCAGGAUACAGAUAUGCAGGAGUUGGGAGUCAGCCAGGGGACCCUGAGGUGAAGCCAGGUGCCAGUAGCCAUCUGGAAAAUGCCUAUGAAGGUGAGAAGGAACACAUGAUCCACCAAUGCCAUUGUCCCCGCCCCCCCCAGCUGCACAUUCCCAGUGGCCCUGGGGCGGCCGGCGGCGGCCAACUGGCUACGGGGCUGCCCCGCUCGCGCUCGCACCCGCGGUUCUCCCGCGCGCACCCCCGGCUGAGCCGGACCCGCGGGUCGCUGCCGCCCUCCCCGCCGCCCGGGCCGUCCCUGCCGCACCCCCCGCUGCCGGGGCUCCCGGCCGGCCUGACCGCGGGCCCCCCGCCGCCCUCGGCGCUCGCCCAGGCCGAGCUGCCGCCGCUGCCCGCGCUGCCGCUGCGGCCCGAGCUGCUGGCUCCGUGGGGGCCCCUCGCCCACCUGGCGCUGCCGGAGCUGCCGCCCGAGGCCUGCGCGCCCGCGCCGCCCCGCGCCGCCCUCGCCCUGCAGGGCCUGCCGCGCCUGCCCGCGCCCGCGCCGCCGCCCGCGCACCUGCCGCUGCCGCCGCUGCCCGAGGCCGCCGCCGCCGCCGCGCCGCUGCCCGUGGGCGCGCGCGGCCGCCCGCCGCUGCUGGGCGAGGCCUCCCCGCGGCCGCUGCCGCCGCUGCCCGCGCGGCCCGCGCCCUGCGGCCCGCUGGCGCCGCCCGCGCCCCGCGCGCCCUGGCCGCGCCCCGCGCUCCCGCCGCCGCCCCCGUACUUCUUCCUGUGGCCGCCCAGCUGA